Molecule: messenger RNA, 9321 nt
Organism: Closterium sp. NIES-65
Lineage: Eukaryota; Viridiplantae; Streptophyta; Zygnematophyceae; Desmidiales; Closteriaceae
Source: the annotation of a GenBank genome assembly
AUGGACGUGGACGCAGACGCGGACAUGGACGCGGACGCGGACGUGGACGUGGACGCGGACGCGGAUGCGGACGUGGACGCGGACGUGGACGCGGACGACGACGCGGACGUGGACGCGGACGUGGACGUGGACGCGGACGUGGACGUGGACGCGGACGUGGACGCGGACGUGGACGUGGACGCAGACGUAGACGCGGACGUGGACGUGGACGUGGACGUGAACGUGGACGUGGACAUGGACGUGGACGUGGACGUGGACGUUGACGUGGACGUGGACGUGGACAUGGACAUGGACGUGGACGUGGACGAGGACGUGGACAUGGACGUGGACGUGGACGUGGACGUGGACUUGGACAUGGACGUUAAUGUGGACAUGGACGUUAACGUGGACCUGGACGUGGACAUGGACGUGGACGUGGAGGUGGUCGUGGACGUGGACGUGGACGUGGACGUGGACAUGGACAUGGACAUGGACGUGGACGUGGACGUGGACGUGGACAUGGACGUGGACGUGGACAUGGACGUGGAAGUGGACGUGGAUGUGGACGUGGACGUGGACUUGGACAUGGACGUUAACGUGGACAUGGACGUUAACGUGGACCUCGACGUGGACGUGGACGUGGACGUGGAGGUGGUCGUGGACCUGGACGUGGACGUGGACAUGGACGUGGAUAUGGACGUGGAUGUGGACCUAGACAUGGUUGUGGACCUGGACGUGGUCGUGGACCGGGACGUGGACGUGGACGUGGAUCUGGACCUGGACGUGGACGUGGACGUGAACGUGGAAGUGGACGUGGACCUGGACGUGGACGUGUACAUGGACGUGGACGUGGACGUGGACGUGGACAUGGAUCAAGACGUGGACUUGGACGUAAAAGUCGUGGACAUGGACGUGGACAUGGACAUGGACGUGGACAUGGUCGUGGACGUGGACGUGGACCUGGACGUGGACGUGGCCGUAGACAUGGACGUGGACGUGGACGUGCACGUGGACGUGGACAUGGACGUGGACGUGGACGUGGACAUGGACGUGGACGUGGACGUGAACGUGGACGUGGACGUGGACCUGGACGUGGACGUGGACGUGGACAGGGACGUGGACGUGGACGUGGACGUGAACGUGGACGUGGACAUGGACGAGGACGUGAACGUGGACGUGGACUUGGACCUGGACGUGGACGUGGAUGUGGACGAGGACGUGGACGAGGACGUGAACGUGGACGUGGACCUGGACGUGGACGUGGACAUGGACAAGGACGUGGACAUGGACAUGGACAUGGACGUGGACGUGGAUGUGGACGUGGACGUAGACAUGAACGUGGACGUGGACGUGGACAUGGACGUGGACAUGGACGUGGGUGUGGACAUAGACGUGGACGUGGACAUAGACGUGGACGUGGACGUGGACGUGGACGUGGACGUGGAUGUGGACAUGGACGUAGACAUGGACAUGGACCUGGACGUGGACCUGGACCUGGACGUGGACGUGGACAUGGACGUGGACGUGGACAUGGACGUGGACGUGGACAUGGACGUGGACGUGGACGUGGACGUGGACGUGCACGUGAACGUGGACGUGAACGUGGACAUGGACGUGGACGUGGACGUGAACGUGGACGUGGACAUGGACAUGGACGUGGAAAUGGGCAUGGACCUGGACGUGGACGUGGACCUGGACGUGGACGUGGACAUGGACGUGGACGUGGACAUGGACGUGGACGUGGACAUGGACGUGGACGUGGACGUGGACGUGGACGUGAACGUUGACAUGGACGUGGACGUGGACGUGGACGUGGACGUUGACGUGGACGUGGACGUGGAUAUGGACGAGGACGUGAACGUGGACGUGGACCUGGAACUGGACGUGGACGUGGACGUGGACGUGGAGGUGGACAUGGACGUGGACGUGGACGUGGACAUGGACGUGGACGUGGACGUGGACGUGGACAUGGACGUGGACUUGGACGUGGACGUGGACAUGGACGUGGACGUGGACGUGGACGUGGACGUGGACGUGGACCUGGACGUGGACGUGGACAUGGACGUGGACGUGGACGUGGACCUGAAGGUGGACGUGGACGGGGACGUGGACAUGGAUGUGGACGUGGACAUGGACCUAGACGUGGACGUGGACAUGAACGUGGGCGUGGACGUGGACAUGGACGUGGACAUGGACAUGGACAUGGACGUGGACGUGGACUUGGACGUGGACCUGGACGUAGACUUGGACGUGGACGUGGACAUGGACGUGGACGUGGACAUGGACAUGGAUGUGGACGUGGACGUGGACGUGGACAUGGACCUGGACGUGGACGUGGACGUGGACAUGGACGUGGACGUGGACGUGGACGUGGACAUGGACGAGGAUGUGAACGUGGACGUGGACGUGGACCUGGACAUGGACGUGGACAUGGAUAACGACGUGGACAUGGACGUGGACAAAAACGUGGACGUGGUCGUGGACAUGGACGUGGAUGUGGACCUGGACGUGGACAUGGACGUGGACGUGGACAUAGACAUGGACGUGGACGUGGACGUGGACUUGGACGUGGACGUGGACAUAGACAUAGACGUGGAAGUGGACGUGGACGUGGAUGUGGACGUGGACGUGGACGUGGACGUGGAUGUGGAUGUGGACCUGGACAUGGACAUUGACGUGGACGUGGACGUGGACGUGGACAUGGACGUGGAUAUGAACGUGGAUGUGGACGUGGACGUGGACGUGGACAUGGACGUAGACAUGGACAUGGACCUGGACGUGGACGUGGACCUGGACGUGGACGUGGACGUGAACGUGGAAGUGGACGUGGACCUUGACGUGGACGUGUACAUGGACGUGGACGUGGACGUGGACGUGGACAUGGAUCUGGACGUGGACGUGGACGUAAAAGUCGUGGACAUGGACGUGGACAUGGACAUGGACGUGGACAUGGACAUGGACGUGGACAUGGUCGUGGACGUGGACGUGGACUUGGACGUGGACGUGGCCGUGGACAUGGACGUGGACGUGGACGAGCACGUGGACGUGGACAUGGACGUGUACGUGGACGUGGACGUGGACGUAGACGUGGACGUGGACCUGGACGUGGACGUGGACGUGGAUAGGGACGUGGACGUGGACGUGGACGUGGACGUGGACAUGGACGAAGACGUGAACGUGGACGUCGACUUGGACCUGGACGUGGACGUGGACGUGGACGAGGACGUGGACGAGGACGUGAACGUGGACGUGGACCUGGACCUGGACGUGGACGUGGACAUGGACGAGGACGUGGACAUGGACAUGGACAUGGUUGUGGACGUGGACGUGGACGUGGACAUGGAUGUAAACGUGGACGUGGACAUGAACGUGGACGUGGACGUGGACAUGGACGUGGACAUGGACGUGGACGUGGACGUGGACAUGGACGUGGACGUAGACAUGGACGUGGACGUGGACGUGGACGUGGACAUGGACGUGGACGUAGACAUGGACGUGGACGUGGACAUGGACAUGGACGUGGACGUGGACCUGGACCUGGACGUGGACGUGGACGUGGACAUGGACGUGGACGUAGACAUGGACGUGGACGUGGACGUGGACGUGGACAUGGACGUGGACAUGGACAUGGACGUGGACGUAGACAUGGACGUGGAUGUGGACGUGGACGUGGACAUGGACAUAGACGUGGACGUGGACGUGGACGUGGACAUGGACAUGGACGUAGACGUGGACAUGGAUCUGGAGGUGGACAUGGACGUGGACGUGGACGUGGAGGAUUUGGACGUGGACAUGGACGUGGACGUGGAUGUGGACGUAGACGUGGACGUGGACGUGGACAUGGACGUGGACGUGGAUGUGGACGUGGACGUGGACAUGGACGUGGACAUGGACGUGGACGUGGACGUGGACGUGGAGAUCGACGUGGACGUGGACGUGGACAUGGACGUGGAUGUGGACGUGGACGUGGACGUGGACAUGGACGUGGACGUGGACGUGGACAUGGACGUGGACGUGGACGUGGACGUGGACAUGGAGGUGGACGUGGACGUGGACAUGGACGUGGACGUGGACAUGGACGUGGACGUGGACGUGGAGGACUUGGACGUGGACAUGGACGUGGACGUGGACGUCGACGUAGACGUGGAUAUGGACGUGGACAUGGACGUGGACAUAGAUGUGGACGUGGACGUGGACGUGGACGUGGACAUGGACGUGGACGUGGACGUGGACGUGGACGUGGACGUGGACGUGGACAUGGACGUGGACGUGGACGUGGACGUGGACGUGGACAUGGAUGUGGACGUGGACGUGGACAUGGACGUGGACGUGGACCACGUGGACGUGGACAUGGACGUGUACGUGGACGUGGACGUGGACGUAGACGUGGACGUGGACCUGGACGUGGACGUGGACGUGGAUAGGGACGUGGACGUGGACGUGGACGUGGACGUGGACAUGGACGAAGACGUGAACGUGGACGUCGACUUGGACCUGGACGUGGACGUGGACGUGGACGAGGACGUGGACGAGGACGUGAACGUGGACGUGGACCUGGACCUGGACGUGGACGUGGACAUGGACGAGGACGUGGACAUGGACAUGGACAUGGUUGUGGACGUGGACGUGGACGUGGACAUGGAUGUAAACGUGGACGUGGACAUGAACGUGGACGUGGACGUGGACAUGGACGUGGACAUGGACGUGGACGUGGACAUAGACGUGGACGUGGACAUAGACGUGGACGUGGACGUGGACGUGGACAUGGACGUAGACAUGGACAUGGACCUGGACGUGGACGUGGACCUGGACGUGGACGUGGACAUGGACGUGGACGUGGACAUGGACGUGGACGUGGACAUGGACGUGGACGUGCACGUGCACGUGAACGUGGACAUGGACGUGGACGUGGACGUGAACGUGGACGUGGACAUGGACAUGGACGUGGACAUGGACAUGGACCUGGACGUGGACGUGGACCUGAACGUGGACGUGGACAUGGACGUGGACGUGGACAUGGACGUGGACGUGGACAUGGACGUGGACGUGGACGUGGACGUGGACGUGAACGUUGACAUGGACGUGGACGUGGACGUGGACGUGGACGUUGACGUGGACGUGGACGUGGACAUGGACGAGGACGUGAACGUGGACGUGGACGUGAACCUGGACGUGGACGUGGACGUGGAGGUGGACAUGGACGUGGACGUGGACGUGGACGUAGACAUGGACGUGGACGAGGACGUGGACGUGGACAUGGACGUGGACUUGGACGUGGAUGUGGACAUGGACGUGGACGUGGACGUGGACGUGGACGUGGACGUGGACCUGGACGUGGACGUGGACAUGGACGUGGACCUGAAGGUGGACGUGGACGGGGACGUGGACAUGGAUGUGGACGUGGACAUGGACCUAGACGUGGAUGUGGACAUGAACGUGGGCGUGGACGUGGACGUGGACAUGGACGUGGACAUGGACAUGGACGUGGACGUGGACUUGGACGUGGACGUGGACGUAGACUUGGACGUGGACGUGGACAUGGACGUGGACGUGGACGUGGACAUGGACGUGGACGUGGACGUGGACGUGGACAUGGACGUGGACGUUGACGUGGACGUGGACAUGGACGUGGACGUGGACGUGGACAUGGACGAGGACGUGAACGUGGACGUGGACCUGGACCUGGACGUGGACGUGGACAUGGACAAGGACGUGGACAUGGACGUGGACAUGAACGUCGACGUGGUCGUGGACAUGGACGUGGAUGUGGACCUGGACGUGGACAUGGACGUGGACGUGGACAUGGACGUGGACGUGGACGUGGACGUGGACAUGGACGUGGACGUGGACGUGAACGUGGACGUGGACAUGGACGUAGACAUGGACGUGGACGUGGACGUGGACGUGGACGUGGACAUGGACAUGGACAUGGUCGUGGACGUGGACAUGGACGUGGUCGUGGACAAGGACGUGGACGUGGACGUGGACGUGGACAUGGACGUGGACGUGGACGUGGACGUGAACGUGGACGUGGACGUGGUCGUGGACGUGGACGUGGACGUGGACGUAGACGUGGACAUAGACGUGGACGAGGACGUGGACGUGGACGUGGACGUGGACAUGGACGUGGACAUGGUCGUGGACGUGGACGUGGACAUGGUCGUGGUUGUGGACGUGGACCUGGACGUGGACGUGGACGUGGACGUGGACGUGGACAUGGUUGUGGACGUGGACGUGGACUUGGACGUGCACGUGGACGUGGACAUGGACAUGGUCGUGGACGUGGACGAGGACUUGGACAUGGACGUGGACGAGGACGUGGACGUGGACGAGGACCUCGACGACGUGGACGGGGACGGGACGUGGACGUGGACGGGACGGGACGUGGACGUGGACGUGGACGGGGACAUGGACGUUGACGUGGACGUGGACGUGGACGUGGACAUGGACGUGGACAUAGACGUGGACGAGGACAUGGACGUGGACGUGGACGUGGACGAGGACGUGGACGUGGGCAUGGUCGUGGAGGUGGACAUGGACGUGGACGUGGACGUGGACGUGGACGUGGACAUGGUCGUGGACGUGGACGAGGACUUGGACGUGGACGUGGACGUGGACCUGGACGUGGACGAGGACCUCGACGUGGACGUGGACGUGGACAUGGACGUGGAAGUGGACGGGACGUGGACACGUGGACAUGGUCGUGGACGUGGACGUGGACGUGGACGUGGACGUGGACGAGGACAUGGACAUGGACAUGGUCGUGGACGUGGACGUGGACAUGGACGUGGUCGUGGACAUGGACGUGGACGUGGACGUGGACGUGGACAUGGACGUGGUCGUGGACAUGGAGAUGGACGUGGACGUGGCGUGGUCGUGGACAUGGACGUGGACGUGGACGUGGACAUGGACGUGGAUGUGGACGUGGACGUGGACAUGGACGUGGACGUGGACGUGGCUGUGGACGUGGUCGUGGACGUGGACAUGGACGUGGACAUGGACGUGGACGUGGACGUGGACAUGGUCGUGGAAGUGGACGUGGACAUGGACAUGGACGUGGACGUGGACGUGGACGUGGACAUGGACGUGGACGUGGACGUGGAUAUGCACGUUGAUGUGGACGUGGACAUGGACAUGGACGUGGACAUGGACGUGGACGUGGACGUGGACGUGGACGUGGACGUGGACAUGGACGUGGACGUGGACGUGGACGUGGACAUGGAAGUUGUCGUGGACGUGGACGUGAACGUGGACGUGGACAUGGACGUGGACGUGGACGUGGACAUGGACGUGGACGUGGACGUGGUCGUGGACGUGGUCGUGGACGUGGACGUGGACGUGGACGUGGACGUGGACGUGGUCGUGGACGUGGACGUGGACGUGGACAUGGACGUGGACAUGGACGUGGACGUGGACGUGGACGUGGAUGUGUACGUGGACAUGGACAUGGACGUGGACGUGGACGUGGACGUGGACAUGGACGUGGACGUGGACAUGGACGUGGACGUGGACGUGGACGUGGACGUGGACGUGGACAUGGACGUGGACGUGGACAUGGACGUGGACGAGGACGUGGACGUGGACAUGGACGUGGACGUUGACGUGGACGUGGACGUGGACGAGGACGUGGACGUGGACGUGGACGUGGACAUGGACAUGGACGUGGACGUGGACGUGGACAUGGACGUGGACGUGGACAUGGACGUGGACGAGGACGUGGACGUGGACAUGGACGUGGACGUUGACGUGGACGUGGACGUGGACGUGGACGAGGACGUGGACGUGGACGUGGACGUGGACGUGGACGUGGACAUGGACAUGGACGUGGACGUGGACGUGGACGUGGACAUGGACGUGGACGUGGACAUGGACGUGGACAUGGCCGUGGACGUGGACGUGGACAUGGACAUGGACGUGGACGUGGACGUGGACGUGGACAUGGACGUGGACGUGGACAUGGACGUGGACGUGGACAUGGACUUGGACGUGGACGUGGACGUGGACGUGGACAUGGACGUGGACGAGGACAUGGACGUGGACGUGGACGUGGACGUGGACGUGGACGUGGACAUGGACGUAGACGUGGACAUGGUCGUGGACGUGGACGUGGACGUGGACGUGGACGUGGACGAGGACAUGGACAUGGACAUGGUCGUGGACGUGGACGUGGACAUGGACGUGGUCGUGGACAUGGACGUGGACGUGGACGUGGACGUGGACAUGGACGUGGACGUGGACGUGGACGUGGACAUGGACGUGGACGUGGACGUGGACGUGGACGUGGACGUGGACAUGGACGUGGACAUGGACGUGGACGUGGACGUGGACGUGGACGUGGACAUGGUCGUGGAAGUGGACGUGGACAUGGACGUGGACGUGGACGUGGACGUGGACGUGGACAUGGACGUGGACGUGGACGUGGACGUUGACGUGGACGUGGACGUGGACAUGGACGUGGACAUGAACGUGGACGUGGACGUGGACGUGGAUGUGGACGUGGACAUGGACGUGGACGUGGACGUGGACGUGGACAUGGACGUUGUCGUGGACCUUGAUGUCAACGUGGACGUGGACAUGGACGUGGACGUGGACGUGGACAUGGAUGUGGACGUGGACGUGGUCGUGGACGUGGUCGUGGACGUGGACGUGGACGUGGACGUGGACGUGGACGUGGUCGUGGACGUGGACGUGGACGUGGACAUGGACGUGGACAUGGACGUGGACGUGGACGUGGACGUGGACGUGGAUGUGUACGUGGACAUGGACAUGGACGUGGACGUGGACGUGGACAUGGACGUGGACGUGGACAUGGACGUGGACGUGGACGUGGACGUGGACGUGGACAUAGACGUGGACGUGGACAUGGACGUGGACGAGGACGUGGACGUGGACAUGGACGUGGACGUUGACGUGGACGUGGACGUGGACGAGGACGUGGACGUGGACGUGGACGUGGACAUGGACAUGGACGUGGACGUGGACGUGGACGUGGACAUGGACGUGGACGUGGACAUGGACGUGGACGAGGACGUGGACGUGGACAUGGACGUGGACGUUGACGUGGACGUGGACGUGGACGUGGACAAGGACGUGGACGACGUGGACGUGGACGUAGACUUUGACGUGGACGAGGACAUGGACGUGGACGUGGACGUGGACGAGGACGUGGACGUAGACCUGGACAUGGUCGUGGACGUGGACAUGGACGUGGACGUGGAAGUGGACGUGGACAUGGUCGUGGACGUGGACGAGGACUUGGACGUGGACGUGGACGUGGACGUGGACGUGGACGAGGACCUGGACGUGGACGUGGACGUGGACAUGGACGUGGACGGGACGUGA